CUCUCCUCCAUGGUCCGGUCUGUUCGUGUUUUGGGAGCCAGCUGGUGAAGACGAGCCGUACUCGAACGCUGCAUCCUCUAGUCAGUCACCGGUGGCCAGGCUGCCGGGGCCCAUGGCAAGGCGACGCUGAGGCGCGGGAGGUGGCCAGGACCCGCGGGCCGGCAUGGCGGGCCAGUUCCGUAGCUACGUGUGGGACCCGUUGCUGAUCCUGUCGCAGAUCGUCCUCAUGCAGACCGUCUAUUAUGGCUCGCUGGGCCUGUGGCUGGCGCUGGUGGAUGCUCUAGUGCGAAGCACCCCAUCGCUGGACCAGAUGUUCGACGCCGAGAUCCUGGGCUUUUCCACCCCUCCAGGCCGACUCUCCAUGAUGUCCUUCAUCCUUAAUGCCCUCACCUGUGCCCUGGGUUUGCUGUACUUCAUCCGGCGAGGGAAGCAGUGUCUGGAUUUCACUGUUACUGUCCAUUUCUUUCACCUCCUGGGCUGCUGGUUCUACAGCUCCCGUUUUCCCUCAGCGUUGACUUGGUGGCUGGUCCAAGCUGUAUGCAUUGCACUCAUGGCUGUCAUUGGGGAGUACCUGUGUAUGCGGACGGAACUCAAGGAGAUCCCCCUCAACUCGGCCCCUAAAUCCAAUGUCUAGAAUUGGGCCCUUUGGACACUCAUCUGGCACUUGGUACCCCUAACACUUUGGGAUGCUCAGGCUUUCCAGAUAAGGCCCAGCCCAGGUCUGAGAGGAACCCCGGAAAUAACGAAGUCUCUGUUAAUGGAGAGAUAGCAAGACCCCAUCAAGAAGGCAGGUAGCAGUCAGGAUCACAGCUGCAAGAAUGGCCUCUGUCUCUGAAACCUUGGUCUUGGAAGGUCAGGAAAGGAACCUCUUUGAGAAUAAUAACAGAUUUGGAAUGAUGUCUCUCUUGAGCCAUCAUUCCUAUUACCAGCCUAUUUUUUUAAAAAAAAAGAAUCAAGGAUAUCUGAUUGGGAAAAGAAUCAAGGAUAUCUGAUUGGCGCAAACCACUCCUCUACUCAUCUGCUUUACUCCCCCGGGACAGCUGUUACCUUUGCUGAGUUGCCGAUCCACAGUGAUUCUGUUUGGAGAAAAACUUGAUUUCCAGAUCCUUAGUCACAGAAAGAAAUGUAGGUGCAGAGCACUAGGGUGCUGUCAGGGAGAGGACGGAAGAUGGAGACAUCAAGAAGCACAAGGAGGACAGACAACCGUUGCCCUGUAUACAUGUGUGUACCCAAGAAUCCAUGACUAACUGCUGUCCAGUCACUCUGCUGGGUCUCCAUCAUGCUGCCAGUUCGCAACAAAGGCUGUGGAACCCUGAGAAGAAUCCCAGCAUGACUUCCAUCUGACCCUCCAAACAGAGUCACUGCCUAUUCCCAAGAAAACAGGCUCCCACUGAACCUCUUUUUUCCUGACCUAUUUGUAAUUUUCUGGUGGGAGGGUCUGAUGGGUGUCCAGAAAUAGGAAGCUCAUCUUUCCUGUCUGGUUUAUGCUGGGAAAGAUACAAAUUUGCUGCUAAGUUUUUUUCUUUGUGGUAGAAUUUCCUCUGUGAGGGCCUUGCAACUGUUCUUCCUAUAUAUAUAAAUACAGUAUUUUCCACAGUUGCCUAUACUUACUUUGUAAUGCCAUGGUUGGGACUGAGAAAGAUCGGCACAGCCAGCAAGGGAGCUGUAAAGAAUUAUUAUGCCAUCUCCUUUCCUGAACCUCAGAAUUAUUCCUGCAUUUUGUUAAAAUAGGUACUUAGUACAGGGAAGCCCUGUGCCACACCAUCUCUGUGCCUCUGGUUAACCUCGUGACUUUUGGGAGUUUUUUUCCUUCUUGUCUGUGAUUUCCAAAUAUGCCACAGAUGGCACAGGAUUAGACCCUCUUCUGCAUUGACACUGUCACUGUUCUUUGGCUUUUCUGGAUCUUGCACAAGAGAGCUGUCAAUUUUUAGCUUUAAGUGUUAUAGUUAUGUGGAUGUGUUUUGAGGGUUUCCUCCUACUAUGUCUCUGUAGCAUUGUGGCUCUGAGCCCUGCAGAGUAGGGAUUUGAGGCUGACAGGAUGAAGGUCUAAGAGUGAACAACCUGGACAGUAGCUGGGAAAGUACUAGAGUGAGGCAGCUUGGUAACUCAGAAUACUGUACUAGAGUGAGGCAGCUUGGUAACUCAGAAUACUGUGGUCAAGCUGGAAAGAAGUGCUUGCUACUGGGACACAGUAUUUCUUCUGGCAGAGUCUAGGACAUAAGACCAGAUGGGCCAGUGGAUUUCUCCCUAGACACCACAAAUGCAGGCCUGUGACUAUUUUGAAACACUUCAGGACACUCAUAUCUUGAUGCUGUUCUCCCUUGAUAUGGCUGGAGCACCUCUUUAGAAUUUCCUUUAAGGUGUGGGUGUUUGGUCUUUUGGUUUGUCUGGGUUAUAUGAGUGAAGAGGAAUUGUCUUGGGCCAUAUAUAACUAAUGUAUAAAAAUAACAAAACUUUCUUUAUUUUUAUAUUUUUAUUAUAACAUUAAAAUGAAGUAACAUAAGUCCAAGUUUAGUAAGGAAACCUACACGUUUGCUUCAUAAGAGGAAACACCUGUCUUCACAGAAGUAGAUUGAAAUGCCCUUAUUGAUAAUUACCAUUUUAUUGCCAAGUCCCACAAGUGAAUGUAACAUCUGAUAUUUGUGGGGUUAUAUUAGACUUUGUGGCAGGCAAAAGAGGCAGAGUUAGCACAGCACUGCACCCUUCCCUGCAGUGUUUGGUUGUCAAUCUAUGCAGUCCAUGCUCAAGUGCCACAUAAUUGAGUAAUGUAAAAUAUCACUAAAAAUCAUAAUAAUGCUAAAAUUUUAUGAUCUUAUGGGGCUUCAUGCAACCCAUGUACAGUUGGAUGGAUAUUGCUUUAAAAGCUUGUUUUUUUCUGUG
Molecule: messenger RNA, 2880 nt
Organism: Fukomys damarensis (Damara mole-rat)
Lineage: Eukaryota; Metazoa; Chordata; Mammalia; Rodentia; Bathyergidae
Gene: Sys1
Product: SYS1 golgi trafficking protein
Exons: 4
Coding region: 164-634 (156 amino acids)
Biological process (GO): Golgi to plasma membrane protein transport; Golgi to endosome transport; protein localization to Golgi apparatus
Cellular component (GO): trans-Golgi network; Golgi membrane
Source: RefSeq, a predicted model, not a curated record